AUGAGCGAGAGGAGCGAGAAGAGAGAGGAGCGAGAGAAGCGAGAAGAGAGAGGUGCGAGAAAAGAGAGGAGCGAGAAGGGAGAGGAGCGAGAAGAGAGGAGAGAGAGGAGCGAGAAGAGUGAGGUGCAAGACGAGCGAGAACAGAGAGGAGCGAGAGGAGGGAGAAGAGAGAUGAGCGAGAGGAGCGGAAAGAGAGAGGAGCGAGAAGAGAGAGGUGCGAGAAAACAGAGGAGCGAGAAGAGAGAGGAGCGAGAGGAUCGAGAAAAGAGAUGUGAGAGAAAAGAGAGGGGCGAAAAAAGAGAGGAGCGAGAAAUGAGAGGAGAGAGAGGUGCGAGAAAAGAGAGGAGUGAGAAAAGAGAGGAGCGAGAGGAGCGAGAGGAGCGAGAAAAGAGAGGUGUGAGAGGAGUGAGAAAAGAGAGGAGCGAGAAAAGAGAGGUGCGAGAGGAGCGAGAAGAGAGAGGAGCGAGAAGAGAGAGGAGCGAGAAGAGAGGACAGAGAGGAGCGAGAAAAGAGAAGCGCGAGAACAGAGAAGAGCGAGAGGAGCGAGAAAAUAGAGGAGAGAGAGGAGUGAUAAAAGAGCAGAGAGAGGAGCGAGAAAAGGGAGGAGCGAGAAGAGAAAAGGGCGAGAAGAGAGGAGAGAGAGGAGCGAGAAGAGAGAGAGAGAUGAGCGAGAGGAGCGAGAAGAGGGAGGAGCGAGAAGAGAGGAGAGAGAGGAGCGAGAAGAGAGAGGUGCGAGAGGAGCAAGAAGAGAGAGGUGCGAGAGGAGCGAGAAGAGAGAGGAGUGAGAGGAGCGAGAAGAGAGAUGAGCGAGAGGAGCGAGAAGAGAGAGGUGCGAGAGGAGAGAGGAGCGAGAAGAGAGUGGAGCGUGAAGAGAGAGGAGCGAGAAGACAGAGGGGCGAGAAAAGAGAGGAGCGAGAAAAGAGAGGAGAGAGAGGAGUGAGUAGAGAGAGGAGCGAGAAGAAAGAAGGGCGAGAAGAGAGAGGUGCGAGAGGAGCGAGAAGAGAGAGGCGCGAGAAGAGAGGAGAGAGAGGAGCGAGAAAAGAGAGGAUCGAGAAAAGAGAGGAGCGAGAGGACCGAGAGGAGCGAGAAAAGAGAGGAGCGAGGAGAGCGAGGAGCGAGAAGAGAGAGGAGCGAGAAAAGAGAGGCGCGAGAAAACAGAGGAGAAGAGAGAGGAGAGGAGAGAGGAGCGAGAAAAGAGAGGGGCGAGAAAAGAGAGGAGAGAGAAGGGCGAGAAGAGAGAGGUGCGAGACGAGAGAGGAGCGAGAAGAGAGGAGAGAGAUGAGCGAGAAGAGAGAGGAGCGAGAGGAGCGAGAAGAGAGCGAGAACAGGAAGGAGCGAGAGGAGCAAGAAAAGGGAGGAGCGAGAGGAGCGAGAAAAGAGAGGAGCGAGAAAAGAGAGGAGCGAGAAAAGGGAGGAUCGAAAAAAGGGAGGGCGAGAAGAGUGAGAAAAGAGAGGAGCGAGAAGAGAGAGGAGAGAGGAGCGAGAGGAGGCGGAGCGAGAAAAGGGAGGGCGAGAAGGGCGAGAAAAGAGAGGAGCGAGAAGAGAGAGGAGAGAAAAGAGAAAGGAGCGAGAGGAGUGAGAAAGAGAGAGGAGCGAAAAGAGAGAGGAGAGAGAGGAGCGAGAAGAGAGAGGAGCGAGAAGAGAGAGGAGCGAGAAGAGAGAGGAGCGAGAAAAGAGAGGAGUGAGAAAAGAGAGGAGCGAGAAAAGGGAGGUGCGAGAGGAGCAAGAAAAGGGAGGAGCGAGAGUAUCGAGAAAAGAGAGGAGCGAGAAGAGAGAGGAGCGAGAAAACAGAGGAGCGAGAAAACAGAGGAGAAGAGAGAGGAGAGGAGAGAGGAGCGAGAAAAGAGAGGGGCGAGAAAAGAGAGGAGAGAGAGGAGCGAGAAGGGCGAGAAGAGAGAGGUGCGAGACGAGAGAGGAGCGAGAAGAGAGGAGCGAGAUGAGCGAGAAGAGAGAGGAGCGAGAGGAGCGAGAAGAGAGCGAGAACAGGGAGGAGCGAGAGGAGCAAGAAAAGGGAGGUGCGAGAGGAGCGAGAAAAGAGAGGAGCGAGAAAAGAGAGGAGAGAGAGGAGCGAUGAAAGGGAGGAGCGAGAAAAGGGAGGUGCGAGAAAAGAAAGGAGUGAGAAAAGGGAGGGCGAGAAGAGAGAGGAACGAGAAGAGAGAGGAGCGAGAAGAGAGAGGAACGAGAAAAGAGAGGUGCGAGAAAAGAGAGGAGCGAGAAAAGGAAGGAGCGAGAGGAGCGAGAAAAGAGAGGAGUGAGAAAAGGGAGGUGCGAGAAAAGGGAGGAGCGAGAGGAGCGAGAAAAGGGAGGAGCGAGAGGAGCGAGAAAAGAGAGGAGCAAGAAAAGGGAGGUGCGAGAAAAGGGAGGAGCGAGAGGAGCGAGAAAAGGGAGGAGCGAGAGGAGCAAGAAUAG
Molecule: messenger RNA, 2409 nt
Organism: Knipowitschia caucasica
Lineage: Eukaryota; Metazoa; Chordata; Actinopteri; Gobiiformes; Gobiidae
Source: the annotation of a GenBank genome assembly